CAAGAGGGCUUGGAGUGUGGUGGGAAAGGAAUAAGGUGAGCUUAAGGGUGUGUCUGAACUGACAAGGAAGACUAGGGGAGAACUCUUAUAUAGUGGACUCCUGGAGCUAGCCACAUAGCUGCACGAUUUCAGAAAAGCUGAGUCCAUUGGUCCCAGGUUCUUCCCCUGGGAAGUUUUGUGUUCAGGAAGACGGCCAGAUAACAACUUCCACCUAUGUUCAGGGCGUUAUCAUGGACCUUGAGGGGUCUUCAUUGCUCCUCCAUCCCUCUAUCAACAAGAAUGUUCAGUGAAAGAGCAGAUAAGAGCCGCUCCCUGGCUGAUAAAGUGGCGGUGAUCACCGGAUCUACUAAAGGGAUUGGCUUUGCCAUUGCCAGGCAUCUGGCCCAGAAUGGGGCCCAUGUGGUCAUCUGUAGCCGGAAGCAGUGGAAUGUGGACCAGGCAGUGACCACUCUUCAGAAGGAGGGACUGAGCGUGACAGGCACUGUGUGCCAUGUGGGGAAGGCUGAAGAUCGAGAUAGACUGGUGGCUAAGGCCCUAGAGCACCAUAAUGGCAUUGACUUCCUGGUGUGCGUGGCGGGAGUCAAUCCCUUGGUGGGGAGCACUCUGGGAGCCAGUGAGCAAGUCUGGGACAAGAUCCUGGGUGUGAAUGUGAAGGCCCCGGCCCUGCUGCUGAGCCAGCUGCUGCCCCACAUGGAGAACAGGGGGGGAGGCUCUGUGGUUCUGGUCUCAUCUGUGGCAGCUUAUAUGCCAAUAUCAAAGCUGGGAGUCUAUAACACCAGCAAGACGGCCCUGUUGGGCCUCUGUAAGUCUCUGGCCAUGGAGCUGGCUCCAAAAGGCAUCCGAGUGAACAGCAUAGUACCAGGACUGAUCAAGACUGACUUUAUCCAAAUGGAGAAAACAUUGCCGUACUCGCUAUCUGAUUUGAACAAAGUCUAUGGAUUGCAGCGGCUUGGGGAGCCAGAGGACUGUGCGGGGAUUGUAUCCUUCCUGUGCUCUUCAGACGCCAGCUAUAUCACUGGGGAGAACAUCACAGUGGCUGGCUACUCUCCUAAGCUGUGAAGAGAGUGUGACGCUAAGAAAGUGGGACUGUGGUCCUCAGUGGAAAAUGAGGGGCUUGGCGGGGAAUAGGGAGGUGGGGAGCCUUAGAGUCUGUAGCAUCCAGGGUCAGAUAGGGAAACUUGCUCAGGAAACUAGAAGGCAAGUGUUGAAACUUUUCAUGUGAAAAUAAACAUUUUGAAACAUCUAA
Messenger RNA from Ictidomys tridecemlineatus (thirteen-lined ground squirrel), 1246 nucleotides. NCBI's taxonomy places the organism in Eukaryota, Metazoa, Chordata, Mammalia, Rodentia, Sciuridae. The record is from RefSeq and is a predicted model, not a curated record.